Medicago truncatula (barrel medic) is the source of this 2059-nucleotide messenger RNA. RefSeq lists its product as uncharacterized. The coding region runs from base 61 to 1833 and encodes 590 amino acids. Gene Ontology annotation, molecular function: protein binding. NCBI's taxonomy places the organism in Eukaryota, Viridiplantae, Streptophyta, Magnoliopsida, Fabales, Fabaceae. The record is from RefSeq and is a predicted model, not a curated record. The transcript has 7 exons.
CUAAACACAAAUCAUUAUCAAGUUAAUUAGCAUUUCCUUUGCAUAAACCUCUUCAUAACCAUGAAAAGCCUUUUAAGUUUUCUUCUACUCAUAGCAAUUUCUCUGCUAUCAUUCUCAAAACCUUCCCUCACAAUCUUUGUGAGUAUCAAUUGUGGAUCCUCCAAAUCAUUCACUGAUAAAAACAAUAUAAGAUGGAGUGGUGAUGAUGAUUACAUUCAAAAUGGUGUGUCUCAAGAGGUAAUUUCAUCAAGUUCUAACCCAUUAAGCACUCUAAGAUAUUUCCCAACUAGAAAGAAAAAUUGCUAUUCCAUCAAAGUUCCAAAAGGUGAAAAAAUUCUUGCUAGGGCAAGCUUUUAUUAUGGAAAUUAUGAUAAUAAAUUAUCUCCACCAGUGUUUGAUCUUCAAUUUGAUGGUAACUAUUGGGCCACUGUUAAUACCACAAAUUAUUAUUAUGUUGAUUAUGAAGCAAUAUAUGUAACCAAAGGGAAUUUCACUAGCAUAUGUGUUGCUCAAACAAAACCUACUCAAUUUCCUUUUAUAUCAUCACUUGAAAUAAGAAGCUUGGAUCCUACAAUGUAUAGUCAUUUUGAUACCAAUCAUGCUUUGAUUUUGCAAUGGAGAUAUGCUUUUGGUGGAAAUGAAACUAUCAGGUAUCCGGACGACAUUUACGAUCGAAUAUGGACACCGGCAUACGGUAUCCUACUUUCCGAAGUAAAAAGCGAGGAAUCAACCUUUGACAUCAGUACAGCAGAAGAUCGUCCACCAGAAGCUGCAUUAAAAAAUGCUAUUGUUUCAUCAAGCACAAAUGAAUACAUGCAAUUUAUCAAUAGGCUUCCAGCAGAGGAAAAUGAUGUUUAUAUAAAUGCUUAUUUCUCAGAAAUAAUGGAAAGUGCUUUUGGAAAAAGAUCAAUUCAGAUGUAUAUAGAUGAUAAGCCAUUUUUAAGUGCUAUUGUUCCUCCUCUUGGAAGUGUGAAAGAAGUGUAUAUAACCAAUAUUACAGCUUCAGCAAAUACUACAUUUGUUCUCCAAGCUUCAGAGUCUUCUACUCUUCCUCCUAUACUUAAUGCUCUUGAAGUUUUUACAAUAAGUGAUGCAUUCAAUGCAGGAACUGAUAGCAGAGAUGUGGAAGGUUUGUUACAACUUAAGUUGGCAUUUGAAGUGCUUGUGGAUUGGAGUGGAGACCCUUGUCUACCCUAUCCUUAUAGUUGGGAUUGGAUACAAUGUACCACUGAUGCCAAACCUCGUGUAACAGCAUUGUAUCUUAGUGGUUAUGAGUUGCAAGGCACUCUUCCAGAUUUCAGUUCCAUGACUGCACUUGAAACAAUUGAUUUGCAAAACAAUACUAUUGAAGGACCUAUUCCUAAUUUCCUAGGCCUUUUGCCUAAUCUCAAGACAUUGAACUUGUCUUACAAUAGGUUCAAUGGUUCUAUACCUGCAUCUUUGGUGAAUAAGAAAAUUGAAAUUGACACAACAAAUAAUUGUUUAUCGGGAACGAAGUGUCAACCUCUUAAGGCAUUGUCACCAAGUAAGCAAACAUCAUCACCACCACCACCUCAACUUAUUUUAGGUGAUGAACCAGAUAUAAUUGGUUCACCACCACCACCACCUCGACUUAUUCUAGGUGAUGAACCAAAUAUAAUUGGUUCGCCGCCGCCACCACCCCAACUUAUUUUAGGAGAUGAUCCAAAUAUAAUUGAUUCACCACCUUUGCCAGAAUUUCGUUCAGGGGAUGCAUCAGUGGGAAAUGGAAGCUUGAAGAACAACAAACUAAACAUAUUAUUCAUACUAGCUGCACAAACUUUGCUACCAAUGAUUUUCACAAAGUUUAUAUGAAACGGAUUUUUUGUUUUUUCAUAUAUGUUUUUUGCAUGAUUAUGAAUAUUAUCAAGCAAGUCAUGUAUUGUGUGACUCUUCUAAAGAUUUAAAGCUGUUUUCAAUUAAUUUCCUUAUGUAAUUUUUUACACAUACACGUGUGUGUUGGAAUGAUAAUGUGAGGUUGCAAGUAUUUUGUAUGCCAUAAGCUAUAUGUUAAUGUUAAAGAAUGCCCUGCUUUGAUAAA